Molecule: messenger RNA, 843 nt
Organism: Aspergillus nidulans FGSC A4
Lineage: Eukaryota; Fungi; Ascomycota; Eurotiomycetes; Eurotiales; Aspergillaceae
Exons: 1
Coding region: 1-843 (280 amino acids)
Biological process (GO): secondary metabolite biosynthetic process
Source: RefSeq, a predicted model, not a curated record
AUGAACAACGCAGAAACGAUCCACCUACCACGCAUUCUCUGCCUUCACGGCGGAGGCACAAAUGCCGUGAUCUUCCAGAUGCAGUGCCGCGUACUCGAAAAACGCCUUGCGCAUUCUUUUCGUCUCGUCUAUGCACAGGCUCCAUUCACGAGUAGAGAGCCCGGGCCAGAUGUAACGUCGGUCUACAGAGACUAUGGGCCUUUCAGAGUCUGGUUCUGCGAUCACAACAUGUCUCACACCCUCAAAUCCCGGGAUGUUGUUACAGCGAUUGACGCCAGUCUUGCACACGCCAUGGCUGCCGAUGACGCCAAGGGGGCUACUGGCGACUGGGUUGGCCUGUUGGGCUUCAGCCAGGGCGCAAAGGUGGCAGCUAGCAUUCUCUACCGGCAGCAAAGGUGUGGAAUUACCCAUUUCAGGUUCGCGAUUCUCUUUGCUGGUCGGGGCCCUCUGGUGUGGCUCAUGCCUGACCUCCCCCUGCCACACGGUCUGGUCGACGCCGCUACACCGUUUACGCAUCCUUCUUCUUCCUCAAUCACUAUAGGCUCUGACGAGCACAUGUUGCGGCUGCCUACAGUGCAUGUCCAUGGGCUAAACGACCCUGGCCUGGAGCAUCACCAAGACAUGCUUCGGAAAUACUGCGACCCGCUACAGGCCACACUGCUGGAGUGGGCGGGCGAUCAUCGUAUGCCGAUCAAGAGCAGGGAUGUCGAGACAGUGGUCCAACAGAUUCGUCUAGUUGCUAAAGAGACAGAGACUCCGUCCGUAAUGAUGGCUGGGGGAGGUUUUCAUGGAAGAUCGGUCGAGAAUAGUUUCUCGCUACAAACUUUGAGCAUGUACAUUUGA